This is a messenger RNA of Saprolegnia diclina VS20, 588 nucleotides long. RefSeq lists its product as hypothetical. The coding region runs from base 1 to 588 and encodes 195 amino acids. The transcript has a single exon. The record is from RefSeq and is a predicted model, not a curated record. NCBI's taxonomy places the organism in Eukaryota, Oomycota, Saprolegniomycetes, Saprolegniales, Saprolegniaceae.
AUGGAUGCACCCAAGCGGCGAGACCAUACGCCGUACUUGGACGUCAUGACGGUGCAGUCGCGCCGGUACAUCGCAAUGGGCGACGCGGCGCAAGGCGAGCACCUGAAGCUCCUCGUCGAGCCCAUCCACGUCCCCGACCUCAACCACACGGGCAUCACGCGGGCGGUGGAGGGCGCGCCGGCGCUCUUCUACCCGACAGGCGCCAAGAAUGUGCAUUUCCGCCAAGUCAUUCAGGCGUCGUUGGCGCAGAGCACGGACCUCGAGUCGCCAUCGUUGAGCGGGCGGUCGGCGUCCACGGGUGCGCUGCCGUCGGUCGUGCAGCCGCAACGGGCCACGUUGCACCACGCCAUGUCGCUCACGCUUGUCCACGACCCGUCGUCGAAUACGUCGUCGCCAAGCUCGACGCCCAAGAAAGCCAAAAAGGGCAAAGCGCCCGGUGGCAACAGCAGCGACCAUUUGUACGUACGCCGAGACAAGAAGACGGCGCAGCAUUACAAGGCCAAGGACGUCAAGACGCGCGAUAUCCUCGCCACCGUGCGCAUGAACACCACCAAGAUCACCAACCUCGUCAACCCCCACGCAACCUAG